UGUCACACAGGGGAGUCACCACGAGAGGGAGGGACUUAGGCAGCGGGACAAUGCUGGUGUUUGUGCAACGGCCCCUGAGUGGCGACUGGCUCUCUCAUAUUGCUCUCGCUUGACUACCACUGCUGCACGCUUUGUUGAAGUGAAAGGAAAGUGGACAGCUUGAUCCUGCCUGUGGGAUGCACCGACAGAGGGUCACCACUGUGCGUGAAUGGAGCCGGGCUGAAAGAAAGUUUCACAGAAAGAGGCUCAGUGAAAGGCAUGUGUAGAAUGUGGCGUGGAUCGAGCAGACGAAAAGACGACAGUUUGAAGGGGACAUGAACAGAAAUAAUAUUUGGAGAUGCAAAGUUGGAAUGGUGAUGGAAACCGACAUCCAAGAGGACGAACAGAGCCAAAACUGAUUGUUCCCGGUAUUCUCACCACCAGAGAAGACAGGCAGUGGGUGAGAGAGAUUGGAUUUUGGUGUGAGGUACAACAGAGCAGAAGGGCUGGCCAGAAGAUCCAACAGUAGUGGUUUUUGGCCACAACAGGAAAGAGGGCGUCCACCCCUGCUACACCAGGGGGGAGGAAGGAAUCAAAAGAAGCAGAGAGCUGCAUUUGUGGCGCGGAUGGGCAGGUGAGAGAGGUCGAGAGGCUGCGAGGAACAACUUUGUGCCGGAGUGCGGAAGGGACAAGGAAAAGUAGGAGGAAGGAGAGGAGGAGGAGAAGUCGGUGCUGGAGGAGGAGUAAGAGGAGGAGAGGAGUAGUGGACCUGGGCCUGGAGCCCAAACACGAGCAGGAUGGCGGAGAAGAAAGUUAGCCUCCCUGCUAAGCUGAUUAAUGGGGGCGUGGCAGGCCUGGUUGGUGUGACAUGUGUGUUUCCUAUUGACCUGGCCAAGACCCGCCUACAGAACCAGCAGGGCGUCCAAGUCUACAAAGGAAUGCUGGAUUGUCUGGCAAAGACGGUUCGCUCAGAGGGCUAUUUCGGAUGCUACAGAGGUGCAGCAGUGAACCUCACGCUCGUCACACCAGAAAAAGCCAUCAAGCUGGCUGCCAAUGACAUCUUUAGACAGAGGCUCUCGAAGGAUGGGCAUUUGCCCCUGUGGGGGGAGGUACUGGCAGGGUGUGGGGCUGGGACCUGUCAGGUGGUUGUCACCACUCCGAUGGAGAUGCUGAAGAUCCAGCUGCAGGACGCAGGACGACUCUCUGCACAAAGGCCUGUGCCAACAGCAGCUCAGGCUGCUGCUCCCGGUCCAGCUCCGUCGUUGGUGGCCACCCCAACGCAGGCCCGGCCGACGCCUCCUCGCCGACCCUCGGCCACUGGCAUCACUGUGGAGCUACUGAAGACUCGUGGCCUGGCUGGACUCUACAGAGGAGCAGGGGCCACGUUAAUGAGGGAUGUUCCCUUCUCAAUGAUCUACUUCCCUUUAUUUGCCAACCUUAACGCGCUGGGCCGGGAUGAUGUGCAGGCCAAGGCACCAUUCUGGCAGUCCUUCUUGGCUGGCUGCAGCGCAGGCUCAGUGGCAGCUGUGGCGGUAACGCCACUGGAUGUAAUAAAGACUCGUCUGCAGACCUUGGAAAAAGGUGAGGGGGAGGACACAUACAGAGGAAUUGUUGACUGCACAAGGCGCAUCCUGAGACGGGAGGGCCCGGCAGCAUUCCUGAAGGGUGCAACGUGUCGUGCGCUGGUCAUCGCUCCUCUUUUCGGCAUUGCACAGGGUGUUUACUUUCUCGGAGUAGGGGAGGCAAUGCUGGGUUUGCUGGAAUAGCAGUGCUUAGCAAUUGUGUCGUCUCUGUUCAACUAAUUUGCUGGUUGAAUCUGCAGUGAAUGCAUGAUGACAUAACCGAGUGACCGGUGUACAAACAGAGAGCCAGAGAGGAUCAGUCUGCUGGUCUGAGAUAUGAAGAUGCUCUAAUUACUAAUAUGUGGACCAGCUAAUUGACGCUAAUCACUUUUCUGUGGGUUUUUCAUGCUGUCAGCAGGGUCCUGUCGGUAACACUGGGUCCUGUGUAUGUGUGACUAAUCUGAGGAUCUGUGUCCCAAGUUGUCAGGUUUAUCCCAGCGUGCUCGCUGCAAUAUGUCUGAGGCUCUUCCUUUCACCUGAGAGAGAUUAUUCUCUAGUUGUGCAUCCUUAGGGACAUUUUUGUCCCUUUCCUUUUUUUUUGAUCAUGUUGUUGUUAAUACAUACAGCAAACAUGUAGCCAGGGCUGGGGGUUACUUUCAACAAACACAAUAAUACAUCUAUAACACAUUGUGUACACUCAGGACACAAAUGAAUCCAGAGAAAUCAUUAACUGAAAUUAGCUACUGAGCUUUGAAGAUGUUUGCAUCUUUGUACUUGAUGUACUUUGGUGUCUUCAUAGAUGUUUAUAUGAUGAUAUACUCUCUAUCAACCAAGGGCAAAUGGUUUAGUAUAUGAAUAAUAAUUAUAAUAAUACUAAUAAUUGGAAAGACCAAAGUGGAAAUAAUAUUCAUAUUUUUUUCUGGGAGUUUAUUUGAAAGAUAGUUUUGUCCUCUAAGGUUGUGAACUGCAAGUUUUAAAUCAAAACAAAUGUGUUAUAUGGACAGUAUUUUUUUUUUUCAAC
Paralichthys olivaceus (Japanese flounder) is the source of this 2562-nucleotide messenger RNA. The record is from RefSeq and is a predicted model, not a curated record. NCBI's taxonomy places the organism in Eukaryota, Metazoa, Chordata, Actinopteri, Pleuronectiformes, Paralichthyidae.